Molecule: messenger RNA, 5457 nt
Organism: Monopterus albus (swamp eel)
Lineage: Eukaryota; Metazoa; Chordata; Actinopteri; Synbranchiformes; Synbranchidae
Gene: dym
Product: dymeclin
Exons: 18
Coding region: 225-2228 (667 amino acids)
Biological process (GO): Golgi organization
Cellular component (GO): Golgi apparatus
Source: RefSeq, a predicted model, not a curated record
CCGUCUUUAGAGGAAGAUGAAGACGUAAUCGUGUCGUCAUUACGCAAGGGGUGGCGACGUGGAAAACAUGGAGGGAAGCAGUGAACGAAAAACCUCGCCUCUUUUCGAGCUUGGCAUCCGAAAGAGCUAAGGAAACUGCGAAAAACAUCUUUGACAGGAUUUGGCAUAUGCCCGGUGACAAAACAGUGAAGUGUGGUGAGUCUGGCUGAGCAGAGCUAGUAGAGAUGGGAGCAAACACCAGCCAGAUCAGUGACCUGCCCAAUAACCCCAGCCUGAAGGCUCUGGUGGGGACCGAGUCCAUAUCAGAGAAUGACCCUUUCUGGAACCAGCUCAUCUCUUUCACCUUCAUCAGCCCCACAAGCAGUGGAGAGACUAAGUUGCUGGAAGUGGCUGUCAUCCCCCUUGCUAAGAACCUCAUUGAAAACAAUCCAAGGACAGGAAACUUUGGUGCUCUUGUGAAAAUUUUCCUGGGAAGAACCAAAGAGCUGAAAAUCUCUACAGAAUGCCAAGAUCAGCUGUUUAUCUGGCAGGCCCACAACGCACUGUUCAUGAUUCGCUGCCUGCUCAAGGUGUUCAUCAGGGAGAUGAGUGAAGAGGAGUUGCACCUACAGUUCUCCUACCACGAGAGGGCACCAGGCUCCUGUGGAGGGAGCGAAGACCUUCUCGAGGAGCUGUUAUCCAACCUUGUUCACCUGAUCAUUGAAGUGCCCCUGCUCGACAUCACCUAUAGCAUCCUGUUUGAAGCGGUCACAACACUGCUGGUAUUCUUCUCCUAUCAGCUCUUCCGCAAAGACAUCCUCCGAGAUGGAAUAAUCUACCAGCACAUUAUGAAGGGGAGAAGUAUGUCUUUAACCAGUCGACUGGUGAAGACCCUGCUCUAUAACUUCAUCAGGCAGGAAAAGUGUCCACCUCCAGCAACCCACAUCUUUGAGCCAAAAUCUGAGGGUGGCCUGCUUUAUGGCUUUGCAUCAGGGGUGGCAAGUGGUCUCUGGAGUGUCUUCACAUUGGGUGGAGCUGGCAGCAAAGCCGGGAUAGAUCAGGAACACAACCCCUUACCUUUGUCUAAUCAGAGCCUUCUGUUACUGCUGGUGCUGGCCAAUCUGACAGAUGGGCCUGACUGGCCCAACCCAUACCGCCAGGCUAUUACUUGUUUCAGAAACACACAAGACACAUCAUCAUUGCCUGUGGAGCAGCCUCAUACCUUUCAGAUCAAUUUCAAUAGUCUGUACACAGCGCUGUGUGAGCAGCAGUGCUCUGACCAGGCCACACUACUAUUGUAUACCCUGCUUCACCAGAACACCAACAUGAGGACAUACAUGCUCUCCAGAACUGAUAUGGACAAUCUGGUGAUGCCCAUCCUCGAGAUCCUUUACCACGUGGAGGAAAGAAAUUCUCACCAUGUCUACAUGGCCCUCAUCAUUCUCCUUAUCCUUACAGAGGAUGAUGCCUUCAAUCGCUCCAUUCACGAGGUGAUAUUGAAGAACGUCUCAUGGUACACAGAGAGGUCAUUGACAGAGAUCUCACUUGGCAGUUUGCUCAUCCUUGUAGUCAUCCGCACCAUUCAGUUCAACAUGACCCGGACAAGGGAUAAAUACCUCCACACCAACUGUCUGGCUGCACUUGCCAACAUGUCAGCCCAGUUUCGAUGUCUUCACCAGUAUGCUGCCCAGCGCAUCAUCAGUUUAUUUGCUUUGCUUUCCAAAAAGCACAACAAGGUUUUGGAGCAGGCAACACAGAGUCUGAGGGGCAGACAGGGAGAAGACACAGUUUUACCUGACUACGCCCAGGACCUGAAUGUGAUUGAGGAGGUGAUCCGCAUGAUGCUGGAAAUCAUCAACUCUUGCCUGUGUAACUCUCUACACCACAACCCCAACCUGGUGUAUGCGCUGCUCUACAAGAGGGAGCUCUUUGAGCAGUUCAGGAUGCACCCGUCUUUCCAGGACAUCAUGCAGAACCUGGACACGGUGAUCGGCUUCUUCAGUCAGCGCCUGGAGCAGGCUGGAAGUGACCUGUCAGUUGAGAGGGUUCAGGAGGUCAUCAUGAAAGGAGCCCAGGCCCUGCCCAAGGACAGACUGAAGAAGUUUCCGGAGCUCAAGUUUAAAUAUGUGGAAGAAGACCAGCCGGAGGAUUUCUUCAUCCCCUAUGUCUGGUCCCUGGUCUUCAGCUCUGGGGUUGGCCUCCACUGGAGCCCGCAUGGCAUCGAGCUCUUCAGCAUGGACUCGGGCUGAAACAUCUGCUGCAGCAGACUGCGUGUCUAUAUCCCCAUCCCCAGUAUAGAAAAUGAGACUGAUGGUGUGUGUGCGUGUUUGGGUGGGCGUGUGCGCAUUACCCUUUAUAGUAUGUGCACGCUGCUUUGAAAGUGCCUCAACCUUGUGCAGAGUUUUUUCUUUCUUCUUGUUAUGCAGCAACCUCUUUUUUUUUGUUCUUCAUAUCAUAAUCCUCUGCUUCUACACUGUGAAGCUUCAUCUGUACAGGUUAACAGUUCACACAGUAGCACCCACUCAUGUACCGUCGGUACAUAGUGUAGUGAAUACCUAUUUAACAUUUGAGUAGCUUCAGCCGGUUCCGCAGCACGCGCCGAGUUACAUCUCUAGUGUCAAACCUUCUGCUGUUGAGAGGAGCUCAGGAUACAGGCGGUAGAUAAUCCCACGUUUUUUCUUGUGUACGAAGAAAAGGUCAAUUAAAACAUAUGCAGCGUUACACUGCUCUGGUGAACAUUCAUUUACCACUGCACUGAAUACUAAGAAAUAAUACCAACUUCAUAUUCAAGACCGGCCAUGUGUCUGGGGAGACUCGGCACAUGUUUAAAUAUCCUCUAUAAUUCUGAGUUUUAAGUAUGAUUGUCUUGCAAGUUUGUGUUUUAUUUUUGACCUCUAGCAGUUCACUGUAUACAGUGGGUUUGUAUAAAAUAUUUGUGUUUGUGAACUUCUAAACAGGUCAGCAAAACAGAUCUGCCACAGAAAGUUUUGUUUGUAAUGUUGCAGGGUUUUCAGAUUUGAGCCUGUAACUGUUGCUCAGUGGCCGUCUCCAAUAACCCACAUUUAUUUACAGCUUAAUACCAAAUUUCCCUCCCUAGACAAUAUUAGCAGGCCACAUCUCUCUGAUUCAUGUGAUUUCAUUUUUGCUUCCUGCCCAUUUGCCCUGUCUUUGUCAUUUCCAUUUUUUCUUGAUGGUACCUAAGGCAAGUACUUAAACUAGGACAAGUCAUUGAACUUCCUGUUUUAUUGUGCAUAAUUACAGUUGUCUCUUCAAUUUGUCACGUUCUUUGCAUGUUAACUAGCGUGUUAAAUUAUUUAUUUUGAUGUAUAUUGUUUUAUAUAUAUAUAUUCAUACCCCCCACCAAAAUAUAAACUGUAGUAGCAUUGAAAUGGCUACUGCUAAUGAAAAAAGCUGGUACUUUAGUGCUUCCCAGGUGGGAAACUGGCUUUAUAUUAUUACAUAUGAUAUGACAAUAGCUGUCAUUUUGCGGCAAAUAAAUAAAAUUAAAAAUAGGAGUUUAAAUAAAAAUAUUAAAUCAAAGUAAGUGUCAUGUUUAUUAAGCAAAAUGAAACGCUGUAACCUUCAGGAAAGAACACAGAGGAAAGUGUAGCGGCUACAGAGGCCUGACACCGCUUCAGGGAGAAAAGUUUAUGGCACCCACUGUGUCGCUGGAACACCAAGAGGGUUUCAUGCCUCGUCUCUAUUGAUUUACAUGCCUGAAAUGAUCUUCUAUUCAAGAACAUUAUAAUUGAUGUAAAGAAUGGCCUGUUUUCAACAUGGGAUUGUUGCUACAGUAGAUUACAGUGAGGCUGCACACUUGAGGACACUGAGGUGCUCUGUCUCUCUGCACCGACUCUCACCUGCUUCCAGCUCGAUUAUCGCAGUGCCAGAUGGCUGAGUGGUUUUCACAAAGUGACAUGGCCUCCUUGUUCCUUCAUGGUGCAGGGGUCACCUUACCAUGGGCUCCUAUUUCAGGUGACAGCAGGAAGAUGGAUGGAGCAGGGGAUUUUGGGAUGGGUAGUUUAUUUAUUUAUUUUAGAGGCUGGUGCAUUUUCCUCAAGGUCUAGGUGAGAAUGUAUUACAUCAUGGCUCCAGAGACAGAGGACAUAUCAGCAUCUAGGGCGCUGGAGACCAGUUUGCUGAAGUGGUUCUGUACUCAUGCUUGUUGCCCCUAGUGAUACCAGUGGAAAGUUGUCAGGCUCACCGGUGUUGGGAUGAGGCCAUAGCAAGAGCGUGAGAACAACACAGAGUUAACAGACAGUUUCACUUGCUGGUAAUCCUUCCUUCAAAUCUGCAGUGGAAUGGGAAGUGUUUGUAUCUCUGUGAAAUUUCUUUUGUUUUUGCCCACUUAAAGAUAUAUUAUGAUCUCGAUGUCCGCAAGAUACCAGCUAAGUUCAGUAGUCAGGGAUCACAGGAAGUGAACAACUCAGCUUGUUUUAGGAAAUACUUUGUACUUACUGUAGAUUCUUUAGGUCACCAGUCACUGACAUUAAGACGUGACUUGACAUCACAAGAUAUAAAUUGUAUAAGACAAAAACUGAGGUUAAAAAAUGUAAGUGGUGGGUUUUUUAUAGGUUUGUUAGUGCUAUGAUGGAAAUGUUGGUUUGCUGGUCUGGCACGCCACCACUUUGCUAUCACUAUUUGGCCUUGGCACUCUUGUAUGUAGAACAUUUACAUGUAUACAGAUCUAUAAAGAGAACUGGGUCGCUGAGGCCUCCAGCUACUUUAAUAAGAUGCCACAAAUUGAAUCCCUGAACAAAACCUGACGGAGGCCAUGUGAAUGUAAAGUGACCUUCUCCAUAGAAUGUCUUCCAAUGGGUAAAAACUGUGAAACUUUUAUCAAACAUCUUUUCGACAUGAAGCCCACAGUGAAAAGAUGAAAAGCAUAAGAGAAAACUCGACACACGCAACAUGAUGGCCCUGUAAAGAGAGGGAGGCGUGAAUUUAAAUCUUCUUAGGUGUUGGUGUAUUCAACCAGUCACUUCACUGCACUUUAUAAUUGUCUGUGACGGUUGGCUACAUAUUAAUUUUCAACAAGUAUGUAAAUGUAUGAUGGCGGUAUGUAGGGGGAGGGUUACCACCUCAGGGCACAAACCUUUGCAUUUCUUUGUCUGAUUUCACACACACCUGGUAUCCAUUUUGAAACAUGUUUUUAUCAUACACUUUCUGUAUUGUGUAACAAAGGAGAAAACGGAGACUAUGUGUUUUGCUGUCAGUGCGUAAAUAACACCUUGAAACAGGAGCAGACAUUUUUAUUUGCAUCCUGCACCUGCUUUCUGAUUGUGCUUUGUAAUUUGAACCAGCUAAUCUGACAAGUAACUGAAAUGAGCCUUUAGCAAAACCGUACGAUCUCAAAAUCACCUAGCACUUGUCAUUUGAUCUGUUUAGAAAUGUGAGCAUUUUAUUUACCUGCAGGUUUAGAUAUUUCACUUUUCUACUGCAUUUUAAAGCUGAAACAAUUCUCUCUUAGCCAACAGU